Messenger RNA from Rotaria sp. Silwood2, 1380 nucleotides. The record is from the annotation of a GenBank genome assembly. Lineage: Eukaryota; Metazoa; Rotifera; Eurotatoria; Philodinida; Philodinidae.
CAGCACUACUCCUCUUCAGGAAACGCUAAACUUCGCUAGUUCUUUCAAAGUAUUGUCUUAUUGUCAGAAGCUUUGAGCUGUACUGCGAAUAAAAAAAGACGCAAUGUCACUCUCAGUGAUAUAGGAAAAUUUUCUUCACUUGUAUACCUCAGAUAAGUUAAUUUUUUAUCCACAAAAGAAGAGUAUCGUACUGUUCGAGAUCAAAAAUCGGCGUUUCGGUAUGAGCAAUAUUUUCAAUAAUUUGUAUCGCCAUUAGAUUAUAUGUUUCAAACUAAAUUGAAUAAGUGCUUUGUUGUUGAAAAAAAAAUAUAAACUAUGAUUGGAUUAUAUCAUUGCGACAAAUUGUCCAUGCGACAAAUUGUCCGCAACGAAUUGUCCGGUCACCAAAGUGAGAAAAUCUCUUGCAUACUAUAGUUACUUCCCACGAUAGUUGAUCGCUACAGUAAGGACUUAUCUUACUUAUUUCUGAAUUUCGAACAGAAUCUUUUUCUUUUUUUUUUUGGAGAGUUGCUAUGGUUUGUAAUGGAGUUGGAAGCCGAAAAAUCUGAAACUUCAAACUUUCACUCACUAUUUUCUUCAAAAACAUAUAAGAGUUCCACAAAAUUUUCUAGAAGACAUUUUAUAUUGUUUUUUAUUAAGGUUAAAAUGUCAACUGGCUUAAGACUACUCGUACGUAAAAUUCCCGAACGAGAAAAAGAAUCACAUGUGAUUAUAGAUUCACCUGCAGUAUCAACAAUUAUAUCAACUCGAACACCGUUACUUACACGUUAUGAUUAUCAAGCACUACGUACAGCUUAUUUACUAGCUCCACAAUCCAAAUGGAUUAUAGUUCGUAAUAAUAUACAUAAGAUUCGAAGUUGGAACGCUAUUGUACGUACUUCAGUUGUUGAUAGACCAUUUCAAAAUUGGUAUAUUCUUUUUAAAAUGAGACAUGAAUUAAAACGUGCUGAAGAAGAAAUUCAUGCUAUUCAAUAUCGUCCAAAUUUUAAACCUGUUCAUCAUUUUUAUUUACCUGCUGAUGGAACAGAUGUACGAUGUUAUAAUGUUUCACAUGUUCAACCAACGGAUUGUAUUUCUUAUGUUGCUCUUGGUUCGAAACCAAUUCUUUUACAAAAUUUACUCUAUUUUUUUAGUAAAGGAUGCAUUGUUCCAAAUAAUAGCUUAUUUUACUCAUUUUUAUGUGAUGUUAAUUCAGUAUUAGAUGCAAAUCGAAAACGUAUAAAUCGAGAUAUUCUUUUUCGAAAAGUUGCAUUAAUUAUCACAAUAGCUGUUUUUAUUAUUAUAUUAAUGAUGUUUUUUUCAUUGAUAUUAAGUGUAUUAACAACAACAUCAAAUUUAAGACAAAUGUAUAAAAAUGGUCUCAGUGAAGAUAUGACAUGA